This is a messenger RNA of Populus nigra (black poplar), 891 nucleotides long. RefSeq names its product protein EARLY RESPONSIVE TO DEHYDRATION 15-like. The transcript is spliced from 3 exons. Lineage: Eukaryota; Viridiplantae; Streptophyta; Magnoliopsida; Malpighiales; Salicaceae. The record is from RefSeq and is a predicted model, not a curated record. The coding region runs from base 220 to 651 and encodes 143 amino acids.
AAAACAAUCAGGCUUUUAAUUGCCCGGAUCUGUUUUGAUUCGCUUCUUUUUUUGCUUUCUAUAGUGAUUUUUUGUUUGUUUGCUGAGAAAACUGAAGGAAAAUGAAGGAUAAAGUAAAACAGAAGGAAAUGAGAGGCUAAUCGGUUUUCGAAAUUUAAGAUUUUGAAUUUCCGUAGAGGAAAAACAGUUUUUAUUUUCCUCGAGAGCUGCAGAUUUUGGAUGGGAGGAUUUGAUUGUGGUUUGAAAAGGAUGGCACUAGUUUCAGGAGGAAGAUCAACACUGAACCCAGAUGCACCUCUUUUUGUUCCUGCUGCUUACAGACAAGUGGAGGAUUUCUCUCCUGAAUGGUGGCAAUUGGUUACAACGACAACCUGGUUCAGGGAUUACUGGCUAAGUCAGCAUCAAGAUGAGAAUGGAUUUUAUGACAAUGCUGAAAAUGAUUUCGGAUUUGAUGGGAACGAUGUAGCUGAUUUGUUACCGGAUACAUUUGAUCUUGAUGCUGGUGAUUAUUUUACUAGUUUGGAAGCUCAAUUUGCAGAUUUCAUCGAAGAAAGCUUUUCUCCUUUACCUUCCGAUGGGAUACUUGAAAAUGGUUUUAUGUUGGAAGUGGAGGCACCAAAGAAGGACACAGGUCUGAAACCCAGCGCUUGAUUCAUCAAUCCAGAUAGGCCAUGACUUCGAGUUGGAGUUAUCCCCAAUCAGAAUAGAUUAAUGUAGCUACUACCUUUUUUAAUUCUGUAUAGAGCAAGGUUGGAGCUCUUGUAUUACUCCUUGUUCAUUCUCGUUGUCUUUCUCUUAGUUUAAUCCAAGAAACUGCUCAGAAAUGUAAAAAAAGAAAAUGUAAAAUUUAGUCAGAAAUGCAAAAAAGAAAAGGUGUUUCUUUUUGCUUCA